Messenger RNA from Magallana angulata, 2757 nucleotides. RefSeq names its product acetylcholine receptor subunit beta-like 1. The coding region runs from base 176 to 1435 and encodes 419 amino acids. Gene Ontology annotation, molecular function: transmembrane signaling receptor activity; neurotransmitter receptor activity; extracellular ligand-gated monoatomic ion channel activity. The transcript has a single exon. Gene Ontology annotation, biological process: monoatomic ion transmembrane transport; chemical synaptic transmission; signal transduction. The record is from RefSeq and is a predicted model, not a curated record. Lineage: Eukaryota; Metazoa; Mollusca; Bivalvia; Ostreida; Ostreidae. Gene Ontology annotation, cellular component: membrane; neuron projection; synapse.
UGUCUAUUGAGCCGCGUCAGGGUAUUUAUUCAAACGUUUCUGUCUUGAUUUCAGUUUUAAAAAACAUUACGAUAUAAAUGAAUACUAGUGCGUACAGAAUUUAAACGAACAAUUUAGGGAGCUUAAUAUUUUCAAACGUAUUGGCUCUUCUCGUAUCUUUCUUUUAAGGAGGACAAUGACAUUUUUACACAGUUGUUUUGUGUUCCUGAUUGCUGGACUUGUUUAUCGUAAUGCUUUUGCUGCGGAGUAUAGUGACGCAGAGAAUCUCCUAGGGGAAUUAUUCCGGAAUUAUUCAACAGACAUUAGACCAAGUCAAAAUCUGUCUGAAACAAUCAAAGUAUCUUUAUACCCGUUCCUUUUCUCUGUGAAUGAUUUUGACGAAGUUUCCGGUGUCAUUUCUAUCGUGGGUGGAUUUGCUCUUGAUUGGCAUGACUUUCGUCUCGCCUGGACACCAACAAACUACGGUAACAUUCAGAUGCUACCCAUUCCAAGAAAGAAACUUUGGGUUCCAAGUGUGUUUUUGAUUAACCCUGCAAAUAAGAUGGAAGCGUUAGGGAGUGAUGACUUUUUAGGAAGAAUAUUCCAUAAUGGUAACGUGAAUUGGACACCCGGAGGACUUUUUCAGACCCUAUGUGAUGUGAACAUGUACAAGUUUCCAUUCGACACGCAGUCUUGUUUCUUUACAAUAGCGUUGUGGGGUUAUAUGCCCGAGGAAGCAGUUAUGAUACCGAACAAUAACAUGUCUACUAUCGAUACAACUUAUUAUUCUUCCAAUGCUCUAUGGAAACUAGAAAGCACAGUGAUGAAAUAUUCCGAUCUUGUUACGACCGAGAAUAUAAUUGAACUCCGGAUCAACCUGAAGAGAAAAUCGCUAUACUUUGUCAUCAAUAUGUUGGCGCCCAUCCUUCUUCUGUCCAUACUUAACCCUCUGGUUUUUGCCCUACCUGUUGAAAGCGGUGAGCGUGUGUCAUAUGCCAUCACAAUAUUCUUGUCAUUUGCCGUUUUCUUGACUCUAAUCAGCGAAAAUAUGCCAAAGUCCUCAGAGCCAAUGUCUUUAUUGUCCUACUUUUUGAUUGUGACAAUGACUAUGAGUACGUUGAUAUGCAUUCUCACUGUUGUCACUAUGCGCCUCCACUUUAAAAACUCAAAAGUGUCGAAAACAGCUUCAACUAUUCUGAAGAUUUUGCAACUCAAAUUUAUAUGCAUUCCAUGUAAGAAGUAUAAAAAGAAAUCGCAGAUUCAGGAUAAUACUAAUUUAGAUGAUGGAUUUGCAAGAAAUAUAAGGGAGGGUAAAGUCGAGCCGCUUAAAGUCGAACCGGUAGAGGAAGAUACAUGGAAGGGAGUAGCGGAGCAAUACGACCAAGUCUUGAUGUACUAUUUCUUUUUGAUUGUCUUUCUCCAAUGGAUGAUGCUUUUAAUUGUCAUGUCUAUCUGAACUUGUCCUCAGACCUUAUGUCAUAUCUCUUCUAUUUUUUUAUUGUACCAAGAACAUUAAUGCAUUCUUACUACUUCGCCAUAAAAUCGCCUGCUUUAAAACGUUAAAACAGCUGCCACUAUCCUAAAGUUCGACCUAAAAUUCCUAUAUUCUUUUUUUGAUAGAUGUAUUGUAUAAGAAAUUAGAAAAUAUAGUUUUGCUUGUCAAUAUGGUAACCAGAUAUUUCACAAACUGUAUUAUGUAACUGAGAUAUAUUGACAUUCAAGUAUUAGUUAUGACUGAGAAUAACUUUACUAUUUUGGUGCAUAUUUAUAAAAAGACAAUCUAUAUAUUUUUUUGUUUCUGUAUUCUAAUAGUAAAUUUUUGAUUGGCAAAAGUGUGCAUACUAGUAUUGUAAAAAUACCAAUUGUGUUAAUGUGCAGUAUAUUUGUAUAUAUUGAUGCACGGCUAUUACACACCUUCAUUGUAGAUUCAUUUAGAUUUGCUAUAUUCUAAUAAGAGAAAUUUGAUAUAAAAUUUGUUUCAUAAAUCACAGCAGAAUUUAAUUUUAUAAUAACACUAUAUAACUCUUAGUUUACUAAUUGUAAAGCUCCUACUUUGCCUCCUAAAACUUUCAUUCCUUAAAGUUGUACAUCGAUCCUGUAUGUUGUGUCACGUCGUUUAAGCAAUAUUUCGGCUAAUUGCGUCUUCAUAAUGAUUUGAACAUGUUGGCCCCAAACACAUUAUUUGAAUAAUACUGAGAUAAAUGUGUACGAAACAUUCUUAAAAUCAAAAAUGGAAAAAUAAUUUUUUUCAUUAAGUGCUCAAUUCGUUACCAUGCUCCUUUAAUUGUAGAAUAUUGGGUCUUUUUAAUCAAUACAACUUUUGAUUAUAUUUAAUUAAUUCUUCCUCAAAUAAUUUAUUUCAAAAGAUUAUUUUAAACCUAAUUGAGUUAUAGAUUGAUAUUGAUUAAGAAUUGUUGAGGUUUUAAAUAAUUCAUUAAUUAGCCCUGUAUUGAUUUGAAGACGAUGACGUAUUUUCUACAAAAAAAAUUGGUCAUACCAAUGCUAGUCACCAAACUUGUGAUAUAUUGAGCAAAACGAGACAAUUAAAUGACCUGCAAGUGGUGUAUUCGGUGAUUUUCCAUAUGCAAUUUAUUUAUGGGAUUUACAGUAAGUUCUUUAGGUUAAUUGCAAUAUAUUAUCAACCUUCAUAUGUGUCUGUAGUCAUCAACAAUUGACUUUGAAAACGAACUGGAGGGACAGCAUUUCUACAUAAAAUAAUUGCACCUUACAGAUUCGAAACGAAGUGGAAGACGAUUCCUAAUUAGAAAUUGCGCAAUC